CAACCCCUGCAAAACAUUUAGUACGGACCAACUUCAAAAUGGCAUCCAAACCUCAUUACGAUGCAGACAUCAGUGACAUAACCACCCCGGAAGGUGAAGGUCGUAAGUACGCUUUGGGACCAAGAGCAUUCAACAUAGUCUGGGGAAAUGACACUCGCUAUUGGCGAAUUCCAGCCCAAUCAGGGUCUGAUCCAACAGAGCUGGUUCAAGUGUCUUGGCUAGAAGUAACAGGUUCAGUAUUAGUUGACAAGGGAAAGAAGUAUCAGAUAAGCUUCAAGCUGAGCAUGAAAUCGGAUGCCUUCGGGUGGGCCAACAGCCCUGUUUUUUUGAUGGCUAAGGUAGGCAAGAGAGGCAAGUACAUAUGGAAAAGGCUUUCGCAACUGGAGCAGUGUCCUAAGGAACCCAUCGAUGUUCCAGAUCCAAACAGUAAUAGCUUUCAAAUUGACGUUCCCGCAGAUGCCAUUGACCCAAGGCUCUACUUCGGACUGUACGAAGUCUGGAGUGGCAAAUGGAAGGGAGGUUUGCGAAUCCAUGGUGCAACUGUCAAGGAAAUUCAGGCUGCUGCGUCGCGAUGAUUGAACUCAUAGCUUCCUAGUUUAAUUAAGUUGUGUGUUACUCUGUCGUCUAUUCGAUUGUUUUUUUCCUUUUUACCGUGUUUGUGUCGCUUUACACUUACUGGGACUCCACCUUCAAAUCUGACAAAGAUGGUCUAUACGAUGUUUGUAAUAAAGGAAUAAAUAAAUAGCAAAUGUCGCUGCUCUCUGUCGUAUGACUCUGGUUUCUAUAAAUGAUCCUGGUUCUU
Messenger RNA from Rubroshorea leprosula, 802 nucleotides. NCBI's taxonomy places the organism in Eukaryota, Viridiplantae, Streptophyta, Magnoliopsida, Malvales, Dipterocarpaceae. The record is from the annotation of a GenBank genome assembly.